UCAGAGUUUUACACAAGAAGAAUCAGAACCCAGCUGUGUGUCCUUUAAAAGUGACGGGUCAAAGAGUCAUUUCAUUGACUUUAAAUCUGGAGCUCCAUCAUCAGAGAGAGUGGACCAGCAGAGUUCAGAGGUUCCCUGUGGUCCGUCUGCCCAGCAGCAUCAAACACAGCUGGACUCCAUAUUUAUGCUGCUGGAGGAAAACAUUGUCCAUUUUGUGAAGAACGAGCUGAAGAAGAUCCAGAAGGUUCUAAGUCCAGAUUACCCAGAAUGCUCAGAGAGUCAGAGAGAGGAUGAUGAGGUGUUGGAAGGCAAUGAUAAAGAGCAGAGGAUGAGCAGCAGAGAGGCAGUAAUGAAGAUCACACUGAACUUCCUGAGGAGGAUGAAGCAGGAGGAGCUGGCUGACCGUCUGCAGAGCAAACAUCUUACUGCAGUUUGUCAACAUCAACUUAAAUCUGGACUGAAGAAGAAGUUCCAGUCUGUGUUUGAGGGGAUUGCUAAAGCAGGAAGUCCAACCCUUCUGAACCAGAUCUACACAGAGCUUUACAUCACAGAGGGAGGCACUGGAGAGGUCAAUGAUGAACAUGAGGUCAGACAGAUUGAAACGGUAUCCAGGAAACCACACAGACCAGAAACAACAAUCAGACAAGAAGACAUCUUUAAAGUCCUACCUGGAAGAGAUCAACCAAUCAGAACAGUGAUGACAAAGGGAGUGGCUGGCAUUGGGAAAACAGUCUUAACACAGAAGUUCACUCUGGACUGGGCUGAAGACAAAGCCCACCAGAACAUCCACUUCAUAUUUCCAUUCACCUUCAGAGAGCUGAAUGUGCUGAAAGAGAAAAAGUUCAGCUUGGUGGAA
This is a messenger RNA of Poecilia reticulata (guppy), 856 nucleotides long. Lineage: Eukaryota; Metazoa; Chordata; Actinopteri; Cyprinodontiformes; Poeciliidae. The record is from RefSeq and is a predicted model, not a curated record.